AUGGCACCUCAGUUUUCCCAUCAGCUCAUCGGAGCAUUUCUUAUGCUCCUUGUAUUACAACCUUCUGCGGUUGAGUCCAGACCCGUGACACUCGACCUUAGAAGAAGUUCUGGUAGCCAAAACGACAUCGGCCGACCAACCACCGACGGAUUGUUUCAUUUGGAAGUUAACAACACCCUUUCCAGUGGGAGGUGGUACGACUUUCCGGUGACCUACGGAUUCCAAUCCACUUCUUCCCUGCCGGCAGGUUUGGAUCCUCAAGCGGUGGUCGACGCCAUCGACGCAGCAUUCCAACAGUGGCAAACUGCUGUCCCUGAGUUUGAGUUCCAAAGGGUAUACCCAGGCGAAAACGCUAAUAUCAAAAUUGAGUUCGCUCCACUAAGCCCCGAGUAUUAUGGUUUUGGCUAUUAUCCACCCGAUGGGAGGCUUUACCUUGACGUUGAUCAUACAAAAUGGAGCAUUGAUUCUAAUCCUGCAUGGGACGAACUGGACCUGCAAUCCGGAGCCAUGCAUGAAAUAGGGCACACGCUCGGCCUUGAGCAUAGUGAAGACCCGAGUGCGGUCAUGUACCCUACGCUUUAUUAUGGAAGUCUCAAAAGGGACCUUAGCGACGACGAUAUUUAUCAGAUACAGACUAUAUAUUAUUCCCGGUCAUACCUCGAUGUAGUGAAACCUAAAUAG
Hibiscus syriacus is the source of this 681-nucleotide messenger RNA. RefSeq names its product metalloendoproteinase 1-like. Gene Ontology annotation, molecular function: zinc ion binding; metalloendopeptidase activity. NCBI's taxonomy places the organism in Eukaryota, Viridiplantae, Streptophyta, Magnoliopsida, Malvales, Malvaceae. Gene Ontology annotation, biological process: extracellular matrix organization; proteolysis; collagen catabolic process. The transcript has a single exon. Gene Ontology annotation, cellular component: extracellular matrix. The coding region runs from base 1 to 681 and encodes 226 amino acids. The record is from RefSeq and is a predicted model, not a curated record.